Molecule: messenger RNA, 2991 nt
Organism: Sporisorium graminicola
Lineage: Eukaryota; Fungi; Basidiomycota; Ustilaginomycetes; Ustilaginales; Ustilaginaceae
Exons: 1
Coding region: 1-2991 (996 amino acids)
Molecular function (GO): guanyl-nucleotide exchange factor activity
Source: RefSeq, a predicted model, not a curated record
AUGGCAAGACCAUCAACGCACGACCCUUCGCUUGCAACGCCCGAACAGCUGUGCAUGCUCGGUCUGUACGCAGUCGGCGCCUCACUGCUCGGCACCAUGCACCAGUCACUCCCCUUGCACGCUAACACCUUGGAAAGCGAUUCCGAGCCGCCCAAGUCUGCGGCUAUGGAACGUGCAUUCCCCACUCCAUCUCGAAGCAGAAAGCACAGCAAGCACAGCAAGCGAAAGGGAACAAGCCUAGACUUGCUCUCUGGAGAGUUUACUCUGCCUCCUCCCCGUCCGCCCGUGAUGCACAACUUUUCGUUCAACGCGACCAAGCUGGGGAUUACGGGCAAUGCCUUGCCUGCCGAAAUGCCGCCAAGUCCGCUCUCGACUUGCGUAGACCUUCCCCUCCUGCAGGACAAGGUCUCGCCCCGUUCGAACGGAUGGCUGCACUACCUGACUCCUUCGUGGUCCAGGUCGCAACAGCAGCAGCCUGAAGAUGACCGCGAGGAUCGUCAACGUCCGCUCAAGAAGCAGCGAUCCUGGACGCGUUUGCCCGCCGCCUCUUCACGUCGUGAGCAGCGAUCCGCUUCGCAUCCUGACAAAAGCUUCUCGUCGCCUACCUACGUGCCAGCGAGACUGGGUCUUGUUCCCUUCCUGCCACCGCAUCAAGGCGAGCUUGCACCUCCCCGUCCUCGCGCGAGGAGCAUGAGUCUCGACGUGCCCACACUUGCGCGAAAGAGCAUGAGUGCCCUGCGCACCAAGAAGGCUCCUUUGGCCAAACCCGAGCAACCACCGCAGCCAACGCAGCCACCGCUACUAGCUCACCCGGCAUUCCUGCAGGAUCGCGAGUACCUCGACUGGAACGGUCCGGGUCUGCAAGUGGAUCUCACCGACGUUUCGUUGCGAGAUCUGCCUCGGGAGAGCACGAGCUCGAGCGGGUCCGACUAUAGCUACGAUCGCAGACACAGCAUCAGCGGCAGCAGCGGCCACGAAGGCUUACACCCUCGUGCUCGAGGUCAUAGUGGAGGAUCGUUCGCCAGUACGGCUCCAUCGACUGUGACCGAAACUGCAGUGAUGUCUUCUGCCUUCUCUGCAUCGGAUGUCCAUGAGGGCGAGUGCGAUGACCAGGGCUCGGACUCGGACUCCGACGAGGAUGACAUUGAGUGGGAGAGGCCAUUGAUGCGACCCACCCAUGCAUCUCCGAUCGCCUUGCCGCAGCCUUUCCCAGCUUCUCCGUGUGCCUAUCGUGGCAAGGGUAGGAGUAGCUUCCAGGUGGGCGGCAGCAGCAACGAAAGACCACGAUUCGCAUCGUUUGCUUCGCACGGCAAAUCUCCUCUAGGAAAUGCGUCCAACGUAUCCCUCGAGGCAUCGAUGCUAGGUCGUGGUCCACGGCGUGUCGCUUCGUCCAACUCUUUGAACGGAAAGAGCACAGAGCCGGGCAGGUCGAGUCUCAGUGAGCGAGCCAGGCGUUCUUUCUCGCAAGCGAGGACACUGCUCACCGUGCCUUCUUCUCGAUCCACAGGAGCAGGACGCCGCUCAACAGCAGGCGACGCCGCAACUCGUCCUGCGGCCGUCUUCCUCCAGCCCGUCAACACGGGCGUCAUCAGCCGUCCGUGCCAAACCACCCCCAACCCGGUACCCAGCUCGCGCUCCAACUCGAUGAGCAUGACAAGCUCUACGACUCACACUGUAGACGGAAGCUCGAUCCGCUAUCCCUCCUUCUACCUAGGCACGUCGUCCGAGAAUGACUCGGUGACGGGAGGAAGCAGUGGCAACAGCAGCAGCGGCGGUCGUAGCUGGGAAUCCACUGCGCCCGAACUGGCGGCUUUGGAGGAACUCGUGUUGACCGAGUGCAAGUACCUGGCCGACUUGCAGCUGUUGCUCGAUAUUUACGUCGAGGGUCUGCGCAGGAUGGGGCUCAUGACGUCUGCCUCGAUCGAAAAGAUCGUAUCCAAUCUGGACGAGGUGAUGGCAUUCUCCAAGUUCCUCAUCGACACUAUUCGCGCGUUUUUGCCAAAGAGGAUGUCGCCGCCAACGUCGAUUUCCUCGGCGCCCAGCAACAGCCACGAUGGAUCGUCACCGAGCCAGCCCCACCAUGGCGAUCGCCAGCCCAUGUUGAACGAGCCGGACUACCUCGGCUUGAGCACCAAGCUGGUCGAGGAGCUUCCUGCGCGCAUGGAGGUUUACGCGAGGUACUGCGUCGCUCACCACGGGGCCAAGGAGCGGCUCACAUUCGAGCGAGAGCUGAGGCCAGCUGUGGCCACCUUCAUCGAGCUGACGAGAAGUACCAACCCGACGUUGCAAGGUAUGGACAUGGCGCAGUUCCUUGUGCUGCCCGUGCAGCGUGUCACCCGAUACCCCCUGUUGUUUGGCUGUCUCGCCAAGGAGUGCGGCAAGAGACGGACCGACGGCGACGAGCUGCGAGAAGAGGACGAAGAUGCCGAGAUUGCCCACCACAGCGAGCAGAGGCAAGAACGAGCGAAUGCCAUCUACAGCAAUUGGAUCCGGCUGCGCGACGUGAGUGCUUCCAUUUGCGGUCUCACCAAUCUGGCCAUCUCGUACCAGCAACAACCUGUUAGACCCGAAGCAGGACGCGGUGGUCCCAGGCCGUCGACUUCAUCUCCGAUGCUCUCGUCGUCGUCGCCGUCCUAUGGAGUGCCAUUUCGAGCAGUGCAGAUGACCGCACCUCCUCCGCCGCCUGCGCUGGUGACGAGGGAGCAGCAGAGUAGCAGUGCAGUCAAGCCUGCCGCUUCGCCGACCGAGCAAAACGUCAAGCCCCGAUCUUCCACGUUCUCGCUUGCAUCGCCGUGGCGAAGAUCGUCGCCGGCCAAGCCAUCCGACAAGCGCCAGAUUGAACAAUCACCUGGCUUGCCUUCCGCCUCGUCGAGCACAAUCGGCGGUGCUACACCUUCGCUAACGACAGCGUCGUCCUCGUCCUCGUCGAGUGGAUCGUCCAGCACGCUGCUGUCUCGCUUUACCAAGGCGUUCCGUCGCUCUUCAGCCUGA